AUGACGUCAUCAGAGCGCGCCGAACGGGGAGAGGGAAGGGCGGGGGGAGGAUAGGCGUGCGGGCCGGGACCUCUCCCCGCGGCGGUGCCGGGCGCCAUGGCCCCCCCCAAGGACAUCAUGACCAACUCGCACGCCAAGUCCAUCCUCAACGCCAUGAACGCCCUGCGGAAGAGCAACACGCUCUGCGACGUCACCCUCCGCGUGGAGCACAAGGACUUCCCGGCCCACCGCAUCGUCCUGGCCGCCUGCAGCGACUACUUCUGCGCCAUGUUCACCAGCGAGCUCUCAGAGAAAGACAAACCCUAUGUAGAUAUCCAGGGCCUGACAGCCUCCACCAUGGAGAUCCUGCUGGACUUUGUGUACACAGAAACUGUUCAUGUGACAGUGGAGAACGUCCAGGAACUGCUCCCAGCAGCUUGUCUGCUCCAGCUGAAAGGUGUGAAACAAGCUUGCUGUGAGUUUCUAGAAAGCCAGCUGGAUCCAUCAAAUUGUUUGGGCAUUCGGGAUUUUGCUGAGACACACAAUUGUGUGGAUCUAAUGCAAGCUGCAGAGGUCUUCAGCCAGAAACAUUUUCCAGAGGUGGUUCAGCAUGAAGAGUUUAUCCUCUUAAAUCAAGAAGAGGUUGAAAAGCUCAUCAAGUGUGAUGAAAUUCAGGUGGACUCAGAGGAGCCAGUGUUUGAGGCAGUUAUUAACUGGGUGAAGCACUCCAAGAAGGAGCGGGAGGCGUCACUGCCGGAGCUGCUGCAGUACGUGCGGAUGCCGCUGCUGACACCGCGCUACAUCACAGACGUCAUCGACACCGAGCCCUUCAUCCGAUGCAGCCUGCAGUGCAGAGACCUCGUGGAUGAAGCUAAGAAAUUUCACCUUCGGCCUGAGCUCCGGAGCCAGAUGCAAGGACCCAGGACAAGAGCACGUCUGGGAGCUAACGAAGUGCUGCUGGUGAUCGGUGGCUUCGGCAGCCAGCAGUCCCCUAUCGACGUUGUGGAGAAGUACGACCCCAAGACUCAGGAGUGGAGUUUCUUGCCAAGCAUCACUCGCAAGCGGCGCUACGUGGCCACGGUGUCGCUGCACGACCGCAUCUACGUCAUCGGAGGCUACGACGGCCGCUCGCGCCUCAGCUCCGUCGAGUGCCUGGACUACACCUCCGACGAGGAUGGCAUCUGGUACUCCGUGGCUCCCAUGAACGUGCGCAGAGGCCUGGCUGGAGCCACCACCCUGGGAGACAUGAUCUACGUCUCCGGAGGCUUCGACGGCAGCCGGCGGCACACCAGCAUGGAGCGGUACGACCCCAACAUCGACCAGUGGAGCAUGCUGGGGGACAUGCAGACAGCUCGGGAAGGAGCGGGGCUGGUGGUGGCUAAUGGAGUCAUCUACUGCCUGGGUGGCUAUGAUGGGCUGAACAUUCUGAACUCUGUGGAGAGGUAUGAUCCCCACACAGGACACUGGACAAAUGUCACCCCAAUGGCCACCAAGCGCUCAGGGGCUGGCGUGGCUCUGCUGAACGACCACAUCUACGUGGUGGGAGGCUUCGACGGCACCGCGCACCUCUCCUCGGUGGAGGCCUACAACAUCCGCACGGACUCCUGGAGCGCCGUCACCAGCAUGACCACCCCACGCUGCUACGUCGGUGCCACCGUGCUGCGGGGCAGGCUCUACGCCAUCGCGGGGUAUGAUGGCAACUCCCUGCUGAGCAGCAUCGAGUGCUACGAUCCCAUCAUUGACAGCUGGGAGGUGGUGACCUCGCUGGGCAUGCAGCGCUGCGACGCUGGGGUCUGCGUCCUCCGGGAGAAGUGACCUGGGGGAAGCUCACAGAGGAUGCUCU
Molecule: messenger RNA, 1822 nt
Organism: Indicator indicator
Lineage: Eukaryota; Metazoa; Chordata; Aves; Piciformes; Indicatoridae
Gene: KLHL12
Product: kelch like family member 12
Exons: 12
Molecular function (GO): protein binding
Source: RefSeq, a predicted model, not a curated record